Molecule: messenger RNA, 1128 nt
Organism: Fusarium fujikuroi IMI 58289
Lineage: Eukaryota; Fungi; Ascomycota; Sordariomycetes; Hypocreales; Nectriaceae
Exons: 4
Coding region: 1-1128 (375 amino acids)
Biological process (GO): transmembrane transport
Cellular component (GO): membrane
Molecular function (GO): transmembrane transporter activity
Source: RefSeq, a predicted model, not a curated record
AUGUGGUCUCGCCCCUACGCUAUGCCGAGGGACUACUUACUCCCUUUUCUCUCAGCUAGCCUCUUUGUCAUACAACUUGGUCUUUCGGUAAGUGACCUACCGUCCAUCAAGCUCAUGCAAGAUAUUGUAUGUGAGCAUGUCCAUCGAGUCGAUAGCCCUGAGCUUCUUCCAGAAGAGAAAUGUCGGGAUGAGCCGGUCCAGCAACGACUUAACUUCAUCAUGAUGGGGAUGCAAAUAUCCGCCACUAUUUCGGCUACCCUAGUUGCGUUCCCCUUGGGUGUUCUCUCAGAUCGAAUCGGCCGACUUCCUGUACUGGGUGCAAGUAUCUUCAGCAUGAUACUCUCAGAGUCAUACGCCAUGUUCGUAUGCUGGAAAUCAGACAUGAUCCCACUCGAAGCAAUUUGGUGUGUCGGUGUCGCACUUCUCUUUGGUGGAGGUCGAAGCGUUGCUGAGGCCAUGGUAUUUGCUAUCAUUGCGGACACGUGGGUUGUGGCCUCUGUACUUGCUGCUCAGCUCGUAGGCCCUAUGCUAUCAGGAGAGCUGGUUCGGUCGUCUGUAUGGAUGCCACUAUUCUUGUCCUUGGGCUUGGUACUCGGAGGCGGCAUCAUCCUAGUGAGCUUGACACCAGAGACACUCAAACUAAAGCAGCCUCGAGAGGAGGUAAGCGUUGGGCCGUAUGACUAUUGCCUAGAGUCGAACAUGUUGAGCCUGGAGCCUCCCAAGAGAACAUCCGUCAUGGUCACUUUUAAGUCGAUGUUCUCUAGGCCUCUCCUCUGGCUUAUCCCUGUUCAACUGGUCACUCAACCGUUCUAUACUUAUUGUAUCUUUGCGAAGCUUGGUCACACUUCUCACACUAUGCAUACUACUACCCGUCAUCACAUGUUUCUGGAGCAAACUCACACGUUCGUCAACUCAUCGCAGAUGCUCAAUUCUAGCUCGCGCGAGCUCGUUGCUAUUCUUAGCUGGCUGCCUCUGCAUGAUGAUGGUAACAAAGGAAGCCUUCAUCAUUGCAGGCCUAGCCGCGUCGGCACUGGGCUCGGUUCUACCUACGCUCUGCCGCGCCAUGUUAGUUGGGAUGACAGGGGAGGAGAGAGCCGGGAUGCUAUUCGGGCUGCUGGCGGUCUGUGA